AUGAUUCCAAAGAGAGACAUUUCUGAAGAACCUGAAAAAAAUACGCAGACCAAACUGGAACAUGCCCGCCUUAAGGAACUUGAACAGUCUCUUCUCUUUGAAAAGACCAAAGCUGGCAAACUCCAGAGGGAGUUAGAAGACACUAGGGUCGCCACCGUGUCUGAGAAAUCUCGAAUCAUGGAACUGGAACGAGAUCUGGUACUGCGGGAGAAGGAAGUCGCUGACCUGCAGUCAAGAUUGGAGUCCAGUAAAGUGACCAGCAACGUGGACACGUCCCUCUCGCUCCUACAGGAAAUCAGCACCCUGCAAGAGAAGAUGGCCUCGUUGAACAAGGAACACGAGGUGGAGAAGAAGUCCUUGCGGGACAAACUUGGGGUCACGGAGGAGUCCUUCCAGAAGGAAAUCAAGACCUUGUUGUCCUCCAACGAAAAGAUGGCGAAGGAGAACCAUUCCUUGAAAGCCAAACUGGACACAGCCCACAAAGAGAACUUGGAGGCGAUCGAAUUGUGGAAAUCCAAGUUGGAAUCUGCCGUUGCUUCUCAUCAGCAAGCGAUGGAGGACCUGAAGACCUCUUUCAGCCAAGGAGCCGGGGUUCAGGCGGAGGAGUUUGCGGAGCUGAAAGUGGAGGUGGAGAAGUUGAGGGAGCACCACCAGAACGAAGCGUCCAGCUGGAAGAUGAAGCAGGAGGCCGAGCGGUCGGGUUUCGCGAAGGAGAUCGAAGCCCUGAAGACGAAGCUUCUGGAGGCCACCGAGGAGAAGGAGAGGAGCUUGGAAGCCCUCAAGACCCAGCUGGAGAGCGCAGAAGACCAGCACCUGGUGGAAAUGGAGGACACGCUCGCCAAGUUGCACGAAUCCGAAACAAAGGUAAAGGAGUUAGAAGGCCUCCAGGAGAAGUGCGUGGAGCAAAGCCAGGCCGUGGAUAGCUUGAAAGCCAAAAUCAAAGCUGCUGAAGCAAAGCUCGUGAGCCUGGAGGGUCUUCAGAAGGCCCUUUCGGAAGGUAAAUUGGAGCUGGAGAAACUCGGCGAGGAACACGAGGCCGCCCUAAGAAAGAUACAGAGUUUAGAAAAUGACAGAAAUAAUGAAAGUAGCCAG
Thamnophis sirtalis is the source of this 1092-nucleotide messenger RNA. The record is from RefSeq and is a predicted model, not a curated record. NCBI's taxonomy places the organism in Eukaryota, Metazoa, Chordata, Lepidosauria, Squamata, Natricidae.